Messenger RNA from Notolabrus celidotus (New Zealand spotty), 1115 nucleotides. It is a transcript of the gene lhfpl5a, whose product is annotated as LHFPL tetraspan subfamily member 5a. The transcript has 3 exons. Gene Ontology annotation, biological process: sensory perception of sound; detection of mechanical stimulus involved in sensory perception. Bases 52 to 702 code for a protein of 216 amino acids. Gene Ontology annotation, cellular component: plasma membrane. The record is from RefSeq and is a predicted model, not a curated record. Lineage: Eukaryota; Metazoa; Chordata; Actinopteri; Labriformes; Labridae.
GAAGGCUUUUAAACACAUAUUAAGACGUCUUAACAGGCCUUCUCUGCCACCAUGCUCCCGGCUCAGGAGGCUGCCAAAAUUUAUCACACCAACUACGUGCGUAACGCCCGGGCAGUGGGCGUACUGUGGCAGGUUUUCACCAUCACAUUCGCUGUCAUCACAGUGGUGGUGUUCAUCCAGCCCUACUGGAUUGGGGACAGCGUGAACACCCCGCAGGCCGGUUACUUUGGCCUAUUUCACUACUGCAUAGGGAACGCGCUCACCUCGGAGCUCACGUGCAAAGGAAGCGCGCUGGACUUCGGCUCCAUCCCGUCCGGCGCAUUCAAGACGGCUAUGUUCUUCAUAGGGAUCUCCAUGCUGCUGGUGGUGGGCAGCAUCGUCUGCUUCAGCCUCUUCUUCUUCUGCAACGCGGGCAGCGUCUACAAGAUCUGCGCCUGGAUGCAGCUGGCCUCCAGCACCUGCAUGGUGAUUGGCUGUAUGAUCUAUCCUGACGGCUGGGACUCAGACGAGGUAAAGCGCAUGUGUGGCCAGCGGACCGAUAAAUACACCCUGGGCAACUGCACGGUGCGCUGGGCCUACAUCCUGGCCAUCAUCAGCAUCAUGGACUCGCUCAUCCUCUCCUUCCUGGCCUUCAGCUUGGGAAGCCGGCAGGACAAGCUGCUGCCUGAGGACUUCCAGGUGGAGGGGAAAGACAACCCCUAGUCUACCCUGUUGACAACAAAGGGCAGAUUGAGACUCUUCCAGGACUACAACUGACUUCAGGGACUGAAGUGUAUUCAAAAGCUUUGAGUUGCUUCAUUACAAUCAUUAAAUAUUAACCUUCCAAAACAAGCUCAUUCAGUCUCUUGAGAGGUUGUAACACUCAACAGACUUUGAAAACACUGAAAGAGAUGCUGUCAACUUUCAGUCGAUUUCUGCUUCUGGAUUUUGGACAAAGACAAGUGAAUGAACUGUCUGGGGACUAUAAUUUUAAAUGAUCAAUACAGAGCGGUUUAUUACUUUGAAAUGCUGACCGGCUGUUUGUUACAUAAAGAUGUAUAAGUGUGUUUUUCAUUACUUGUGUUCAUAAUUUGACAUCCUAAAAGAAUGUAUGUAAGGAGUAAACAGUCACCAGA